Botrytis byssoidea is the source of this 396-nucleotide messenger RNA. RefSeq lists its product as uncharacterized. The coding region runs from base 1 to 396 and encodes 131 amino acids. The transcript has a single exon. NCBI's taxonomy places the organism in Eukaryota, Fungi, Ascomycota, Leotiomycetes, Helotiales, Sclerotiniaceae. The record is from RefSeq and is a predicted model, not a curated record.
AUGGGUUUCUGGAGCUCAAGAAAAGACAAAAAUCCGGCUCCAUCGGUUCCAAUAAGGAAGAAACGCAAGGGCUCGAACAAACCAGUACAGCAGGCAGCCAGAUCCAAGGAGAACACCAAGCACGCAACGGCGGCUACCAGUGGUCGUGAGCAAAGAGGCGAUCGUAGUACUAAUGGUACAGAUGCCAGUCGUCACAGCUUUUAUGAAAAUAACAGCACUGAUAAUAAACGCGAGAGCUAUCAUGCCGGAAGCGAUACUAGUGAGCACCCCGAUAAUGAGGUGCGGAUCAUUCACGAAGUUAGAACCCAUGAGCUAGGAAAGCAGGAGAGGGAGAAAGAGGAGAAGAGGAAGCAGAUGGGGUACGGGAGCGAGAGUUCUAGAUAUUGGGAUGAGUAA